UAUAUUAUCAUAUUAGCACAGGCCUUCCAUUUUAGUCGUUGUUACUCCAACUGCCUCAUUACAAGAAUUUAUUUUUUGAAGAAAAUAUUUGCAAGAAAAUCAAAACCAGUUACGAACUCAUGUUUCAACUUUGUUAGAGCAUAUGUUUGUCUUCCGUUAUGUUGAGUUCGGAGAAGAAUUUUUUUCUGCGUGCAUAUCAACUGUUUGACAAAUUGCCUGAUAGGAAUUCACUUUACAUUCUGAAUUAAUAAUUCAGAUUGGUUUCUUCUAGUCGUCGUCUCCACGUUACGGCCAAGUGUCAUAAUGGAAAAUGGGAAAAAAGAUGAGCUUAAGAAUUUUCUUGAAGUCCUUCCCUCGGUAGAGUUUUGUUGUGUCUAUGGCUCAGCUCUCCAUCCUAAUAAUCAAGACAAGUCAUCUAUGGUAGAUUUUAUUCUUGGCGUAUCAGAUCCCCGACAAUGGCAUUCUGAGAAUCUGAAGUUGAAUCGAGAUCACUAUGCCUCUUGGAUGGUGCACCUUGGUGGGGCAAAACUGAUAACUGAAGUUGCAGAUGAGAUUGGUGUUGGAGUGCACUUCAAUCCUUUUAUAACAUGGAAUGACAAGAUGCUCAAAUAUGGAGUUGUUAGAAUGCAUGAUUUGGUUCAGGACAUUCUGAAUUGGGAGAGGUUCUACUUGAGCGGUCGUCUACAAAAACCAGUUCAUAUACUUGUGGAUAAUUUGGAUAUCGGGAAUGUAAACUCCGCCAAUUUAAGGGCUGCACUCUCUGCUGCUCUCCUCCUUUUGCCAUCGAAAUUCACCGAGGAAGAUUUGUAUUCUAAAAUUUGUAGUCUCUCAUAUAUGGGUGACUUGCGCAUGCUUUUUGCAGAAGACAAAAAUAAGGUAAAGAAGAUUGUACAAGGGCAAUUUGGUUUAUUCCAUUCAAUGUAUAGACCAAUUCUUCAAGACUAUGAGGCAAAAGAGUUACUGAGGUUCUCAUCAAGUGAUUACCAGUCAAAUAUCUCUCAGGAUUGUGGUUUGUCAGUGACUCGUUCUCUUGUGCGAGCUCUUCCGCCCCUAGUCAGAAGCAAAAUGGGGAUGAAGCUAGGAGAGGAAAAAUUAUGGAGUGAUUCUGGGCGAUUUUUACAUGAAGUCAUCAUUGGUUCCAGAGAAGAGGCUGCUAAAUGCAUGCACAAGGUUCUAAGGCGUACUGUCAUGAUCUCCAGUGCAAGGCAGGCUAUCUCUGGUCUCCUGGCUGCGGGAGGUAUUAAUGCCACUAGAUAUCUUGCUAGUAAAGUGUGCAAGGCUUGGAAAUCAUGAACAUGAUUUCUCCAAUUUACAUUUCUUUUUCUAUUCUUGAAAUACCUGGAAACUAGUUCGGCUGGACUAAUAUUAGUUAUUUGAUAGAAAGAAUCUAGAAAGUAGUGGAUGUUUUGUAGUUGCUCUAAGAGCUAGUUUUGUAUUACCAAUCCUUCUUCAUGCAUUAUAGAGUAGCAUUUGACUUA
Messenger RNA from Ricinus communis (castor bean), 1478 nucleotides. RefSeq names its product phosphatidate cytidylyltransferase, mitochondrial. Bases 304 to 1293 code for a protein of 329 amino acids. Gene Ontology annotation, biological process: CDP-diacylglycerol biosynthetic process; cardiolipin biosynthetic process. The record is from RefSeq and is a predicted model, not a curated record. NCBI's taxonomy places the organism in Eukaryota, Viridiplantae, Streptophyta, Magnoliopsida, Malpighiales, Euphorbiaceae. Gene Ontology annotation, molecular function: phosphatidate cytidylyltransferase activity. Gene Ontology annotation, cellular component: mitochondrion. The transcript is spliced from 11 exons.